This is a messenger RNA of Suillus clintonianus, 303 nucleotides long. RefSeq lists its product as uncharacterized. Lineage: Eukaryota; Fungi; Basidiomycota; Agaricomycetes; Boletales; Suillaceae. The record is from RefSeq and is a predicted model, not a curated record. The transcript has a single exon. The annotation marks the transcript as partial.
AUUGCACCAUUCCAGUUUAUCCUCUCAUUACUCACUAGCCAACAGUACAAUAAUCAUCAUAUUGUGCGAGAUUUAGUAGUGCACUCACCUGAUAUACUCGCAGCAUUUCUGCGGCAUCCUUCAAAGGAAGACACAUUAGUAAACUCUGUGCGUCAGCUCGUUCAUGAACAAUACAUCACCGACAUACAGGAAAUGUCAUCUGAGCGUGCAGGAUGGCAUUUUGGUGCAUUGAGUACAACUACAAAGCAGCUGGAGGACUUCAGCAUUGAGGAGAUGGCCCAAGAGAUGGAAACUAGCGCACCU